AUGAAGGAUAGCAUCACCAACCCGCCAAAGAAGGACCCGAAUUCGAUCAUGACUGUAGCUGACCAAGGUCAGGGAGGUCUUGAGGCAAAAACCCGAUCAAAUUUGACCACUCAAUCGUCAAUUGCUCUGACCAAGGAUAAUCCUGCCAUCACGACUCCCAAGCGCAAGCAACCCCCUCCUUCCAAAACCGCCGAGGAUGGCGCAGUGCAAGGACAAUCGCCUGUUGCCUACAUCACAAAACUCAAGGUGUCACAGUUUUGCAGGCUCGACAAGACGGCUUGGAGACAGGAGGUUUUUGCUCUUGCAACAGCCCAACGCGUUAUCACUACUGACAAAAAGUCGCCUCGCUUUUGGGAAUUUUUGCUUGUGUUUGACCCGACGUUAAUUGUUCAAUUCCCUGCUAUCAAUCCUCACAUUGUGGAGGAAUUUGAGCGACUCAAAGGAGAGCCAACACUAGCCAAAGCUCAGUCCAAGUUUAAGAAGCGACUCGCAUCCACGCCAGCGAACCUGAAAGGUGCCAAGGCACACGAUUCUCCCAAGAACCUCAUUUUCAUCUUAGACACGCCCGACUUUUUUGUCAUCGCCGAGGAUGCCUUCGCAUUGAUAGAUUUGCCCAUGGUGCCACGCGUGAAGAAUGGAUGGCCUGGAGGGAGAGGGCAGUUCAGUGGCACGGCCAGUACCGGCCUGUGGUGGGGGACAAUAACCGAUUCCAGUCCUCCAGACGGUCAGUCCAUGGCCCCAAGGGCUGUUGUAGUGGGUGAUGUGGACCGUUGGAGGCAAGCAAGGCUCUGGACAAGGUGGUCUGCCACAGGACCCAGUGUUGCCUUGUUGGGCGAGCUGUCCUUGGCCAUUGGUAUGGCGAGCGGCAGCACUCAUCCCUGA
Molecule: messenger RNA, 882 nt
Organism: Cylindrotheca closterium
Lineage: Eukaryota; Bacillariophyta; Bacillariophyceae; Bacillariales; Bacillariaceae
Source: the annotation of a GenBank genome assembly